AUAUAUAGAGAAAAUGAGACAAGAACGACUGGUGGCGCAGCGUGGCGCGUUUAUAGCGAUAUGUUCGAAGAAUCACACUCUUUCACUCGAGGUUGUUUUGAUUCAUCAGUUUUACUUGUUGCACGCGAUUGAACGCGUUUGAUUCUAACGCCGGAAAGUACAUCACCAGGUUUCAAGAAUGUCCGACACUGACGACGAUUCAUUUCCAGAGCUAAGCCAAAGUAGCUCUACUGACUCAAUUGAUUCUCAUGUCAGAAGAGGGGUAAUGAAAAACAUUCAAAGUGUUGACAUUUGGAAGAUUCACAAAUAUAGUCGUUAUCAAGAUGCAUGCACGAGUAUCGAGUCACCAAGAUUUUCGUCGCAUAAGGCUCGUCUGGUACUAUAUCCAAAGGGCAUUUCGGAAGAAGAAACGGUUUACGUGGGAUUAUCUCUUGUUAGUUUAUCAAACAACACCAAAAUUCAAUAUCGAUUUGCCAUCAUUGACAAAAAUGAAAAAGCAGUCAACAUUGUGCAGGGUGAACACUAUUUUCAUAAAGCCUGGAAUUCAGAGUGCACCAUAUCACAUUUUAUUAGUAAAACAAAUCUGAUGGUAGGCCAAAAAGAAAAUCUACUUGUUGAUGAUAUUCUUACGAUAGCAUGUGAACUGAACUGCAGCAACGAUUACAAUUUGGAUUGUCAGAAUUAUGUCCAUACAUCAGCAUUAGCAAAUGAUCUUAGAACGCUUUAUGAUAAUCAGGAUUUUAGCGACAUCAAACUUGUAGCUAGAGGAAAAGUCUUUCAUGCACAUAAAAACAUUCUAGCUUCACGAAGUUCUGUGUUUGCAGCAAUGUUUAGGCACAAAAUGAAAGAAAAUGUGGAGAACAUUGUACCAAUAAAGGAUGUAGGAACCAAAGUAUUGAAGGAAAUGUUGCAUUACAUGUAUACUGGUAGUGUAAGAGACAUGAAAAUGUCUACAGCACAAGAUUUACUGAUAGUAGCUGAGAAGUAUGAUAUUCUAGGAUUGAAGAAGAUCUGUGGAACAAUUUUGGAGAAGAAGCUUACAGUUAAUAAUGCCAUCGACAUACUUAUCCUUGCAGAUUCUCAUAAUGCUAUGGAUUUGAAGAAAAAUACAGUUGAUUUUCUCACCAAAAACAUCAAAGCAGUAAUGGGAACAAAAUCAUUCAAAACUGCCCUGAAUUCUCAUUUGACUUUAGUUAUUAAUACAAUUGAAAAAAUCAUUAAUGUAAGAGUUAAAUAAUUUGAUUAGACAAGACUGUUUGAAAUAUUUUAAUUUUUAAAUAACUUUCAUAUGUAAUAUCAUUAAUAAAAGUGAAUAAAGCAAUUCUUCAGGAAA
Molecule: messenger RNA, 1333 nt
Organism: Nasonia vitripennis (jewel wasp)
Lineage: Eukaryota; Metazoa; Arthropoda; Insecta; Hymenoptera; Pteromalidae
Product: speckle-type POZ protein-like
Exons: 2
Coding region: 179-1237 (352 amino acids)
Biological process (GO): regulation of proteolysis; proteasome-mediated ubiquitin-dependent protein catabolic process
Cellular component (GO): cytoplasm; nucleus
Molecular function (GO): ubiquitin protein ligase binding
Source: RefSeq, a predicted model, not a curated record